This is a messenger RNA of Zootermopsis nevadensis, 4546 nucleotides long. It is a transcript of the gene trus, whose product is annotated as programmed cell death 2 like trus. Gene Ontology annotation, biological process: apoptotic process. The record is from RefSeq and is a predicted model, not a curated record. Gene Ontology annotation, cellular component: cytoplasm. Lineage: Eukaryota; Metazoa; Arthropoda; Insecta; Blattodea; Termopsidae.
UCACAGCUAUACAGAAUCGAUCUUUCGUGGCCAUCUUGAUUCAAUUAUUGCUUAGCAUUGCAUGUUUUUGAUAGUAUCCAAGUGGCUUGUAAAAUCCAGAGCAAUCUGUGUUUUGUUUUGUUUUGUUCUGCUGUGCGGUGGUAGGGUCUGGUGAUAUUACUUUCAAAAUAUACUUAUGGCAAGAAAGGGACCUAAAGUGUUAUUGGGAUUUGAAGAUGAAUACAUUACAGAAAAAAACAAGUCGCUUGUCAAUUUCACGACCAACAAAGUAGGAGGGAGACCGGACUGGCCUGUAGAUGGCAUUCCUCAGCCUCUAUGCCAUCUCUGUGGACUCUCCUUGCCAUUAGUACUGCAGAUAUAUGCCCCCUUGGAGAAUUCACCUUAUCACAGAACUCUGUAUUUAUUUGGAUGCAUCAAUCCAAACUGCUGGAACCAGAAUGAAAGCUGGGUAUGUAUCCGCAGUCAAACUCUUGAGACUGGUAGUAACACAUCAGCCACAACAGUGAAUACAUUGAGCUCCUCUGAGUGGUGUGCUGAUGCUGAUGACUGGGAGGAUGAUAACAAUGGUAACAACAGUGAAGAGAAUGGCAAUGUAAUUGGGCGAAUAGAAAGCUACUUUUCAGAUGAAGAAGAUGAGACAGAAGAUUAUGAAGAUGAUGUUCAAGUAAGACUUGGGAACUUGAGUGUAGAUGAGUGGAAUGCAAACUGGGGAGGAGGCAAGGGAGUUACUGCAGGAGCUGGGGCAGGGGCUGUUGGGAGACUGCACUCCCCUUCAGCAACAGCAGAAAUCGAAGGCGAUGAAAGUGAGGUGGUGAGCAUUGAUACUCCGACAGCUCCACAGCAUGAUCUGACUGCGUUGCUGCAGGAGGUAGCUCCGUUACCUAUGGAACUUCGCAGUACAAAUGGUGGUGAUGGUAAAAGGCAACAUUAUGCGUUACCAACUGGGCCACCUCAGUUUGUGUCUUCAUUUAUCAGUGUAGGUGAAGAAGAUUUGUCCAGUUCACCCACCAUCACACCCAUUUCUGAGCAUGUGCGUGAGUUGCUGCAGGAAUACCAACAGAAUAAUGAUGAUGGCAUAAACGUGCUGAGUCCAGAGCAAGAAAAAAGUUUGGUGCAGGACCAAGGAGAAAAUCUUACACAAGAGAAGUAUGAAAAAAGCAUCCCAACUCAUGGGGACAGAUUGUUUCAUCAGUUCGUGUCUCGGAUACAGAGUCAUCCAGGACAGAUACUCAGAUAUUGCCAUGAGGGUGGAACUCCACUGCUUCUGUAUCCAAUCCAGGAUUUUCCUGUUGCAUGUGUUCAUUGUCAUAACAAAAUGUUGUUUGAAAUGCAAGUUCUUCCCACGCUGAUUCCAAAGUUACGAUUACUGGGCCCAGGAGGAGAAGGUGCGCAUCUUGAAUUUGGGACAGUUCUAGUGUUCACUUGCCGACAGAGUUGCUGGACCACUACAGAUGCGUGGCGAGAAGAGAGGGUAGUAAUCCAAGCUGAGAAAAUCUAAAUAGCAGAACUUGGUUAUCAGUGGCUAUGUCCAGAUAGUGCAUGAUCUCAUUAUAUGUCCAUGCUUUUGUCUUCAAAUUUUACAUUUGGUAGUGCCAAAAUUAUGUAUGUAUUUGUAGUACAUAUUAAUGUAAAUGAAUAUACAGAACGACUUUUAACCCUUUUACUGAUAGUGAAGAAAAAUGUAUCAUUUUACUGUAUGUUGGUCGGUACUGGCCCAUUUUUCAGAAUUAGGACAGUAAUAUAGUUUCCCAUCUUUGUACAUGUUUUUUCCAUACGGUUAAGAAUUGUUUUUAAAUAGUGUUUCAUGUAUUUGGCAGAAUAGUUUCAUCCGCAACACAGAACAUGCUUUUCUGCGUCAGAACUCUUGUACCCAUGACACAGGAUUUAUAUUUAGCGGAUAUGUCACAUCCAUAAAACACAGUGUGUCUUUUGUGCAGUGUAAAUGGUAUGUCCGUAGCAGAGUAGAAUUGUUUUUCUCUACAGUUUGAACAUCAUAGAACAGCAUUUCUGAAGCCAAAAUAUGCUCAGGCCAGAGUCAUGAAUGAAAAAGUUUUUGAGGCUAAAUUCUGUUUUGAAUAACCUUUAAUGUGUGUGUUCAAAAAUAUGACAGGAGAUUCAGUAAUUAAAUGUGUAAGUACUGCAAUGAGUUUUUGGGAUUGAAACAAAAGAUCCUUUGGUAACAUCAAAUGUGGUUUUUACCCUGUUUUUUGUAUUCAUGAAUAUUCAGAAUGGGGUAGUAUUCUUCUUCUAUGAUGCAACAGCCCAAAGUUGAGCCUUGGCCUUCUAUAGAAUGGGGUAUUAUUCAUUAUUUUUGAAGAUACGCUAGUCAGUAACAGUUUUAUUUAAAGUAAUGUGAACUGAAAGACAAAUGUUUGCCAUUAAGGAGGAAAAUUGUAACAGAUUUACUUCUUAAAAAUAACUUCUGUCGGAUGUCAUCCAUUAAGAUUGAUACACUAAUGCACUUGAUUCAUGCACUUUCCAUUACGUCUGGCAGACAUAAAUAAUCUCAAACUGAAUUUUUAAAUAAAUUCAUGCCAUAUUACUGGUCAUAUUUGAAAUGCUUUGCUUUUCAAGUAGCACCAUAAAAACAAAUCAUAUUAUGUUAUGUAAAUGUAUAAACAAAUGAAGAAAUCAGGCCCACUUUUAUUACUGCUUUUUCUCCAGAAUGGUGGUCCCUUGUUUUAUCCUCUAUUAUGUCUGUGUCAAAUGGAUUCAUGACUAUGCUAUAGAACAGUCAUUGUCUUAUCUCAUUUCUGAGUUGGGAAGAAUUUCAGAAAGUCUUCAAGUUCCAAGAUUCAGAUUCCAGCAUUUCUUUUGCAUCUUCAUGACUGUGUAAAGUAUUGAUACCUGAUUUUUUACUAAAUAAUGUGUGUCCUCAACUUAGUCAUCUUAAUAACCUAAAACAACAAGGCAUGACAUAUUUUAAAACCAAGGAAAUUUAAUUGUGUUUAGAAAAUGCUGACUGCUGCUCUUUUUUUUCAACUAUUUGAAGAUCAUGUGAUUUCAAUCAAAAAUAGUAGCACAAACAUUCUGAAACCAAAUAAAAAUAUAAUUGUACAUUCAUACUAGUUGAACAGACAACCCACAUAAAGUACAGGCAUCUUGGGAAGAGGAAGAGAAGAUUCGCACCGACUGAAGAAAAGUUAGGAGUAUACGUGUAAAUUCAUGCACUAUUCAACCCACAUAUGUGGAUAUGAAUAUGGGGGGAAAUUAAAAAGGACAUAUCAUUUAUACUGCAAAUUUUACUCAUCAGAUAAGAAAACCAGUGGGAUCAGAUGCAUUCCAUUUUAUGUUAUAAUUCAGAGUUCUAGCAUUGCUUCUUUCACCACAUGCAGGAUGUCUCUUUAUACAUACAUACAUCUUUAUUACAUUCCAUGAUUGGUAGAUCAUUCUAGUUUCAUUUGUUCUACGUGAGUUAUGUAGCUUCUUUGGUAACAGUCAGAUGAAUUUCUUGUUUAUCUGGUGAUAACUUUUUUUAUUAUAUUUCAUUCUGGUGCUGUUUUCAUUAGUUAGAAUGUAAACGAGAUUUUCUUCCAUCUUAGCUCAUAGAAAAAUGUGUAGUAUUUAGUUUACUUUAGCUUGUAAUGUAGUAAUGUAGCAUGCAUUUGCUUUCCCAUAUACAGUAGCCAUCAGGAUAUUUGGACAUAGACCAUGUGUUUACAUAAAUAGAUAAUACUAGUCAUAAAUUAUUUAAUUCUCUUUACAUGUAUAAUUAAGACUUGAAGUUCAACCUUUAAAAGGUUAUUUACAAAAGACUCCUUUUUAGUAUGUUAGUCUGUUUAGAUUCCAUUUAUGGUUAGGAGUGACCGAAUUUUUUGUGUAUGUGCAGUCAAACCCUGUUAAAGUAUCACUCUCUGUCCAGCACUAAUAUUGGCAUUAAAGUAGGGCUGGCAGAAAUUGAAUUAAAUUAUGUUUGUGUGUAUUUUUAUGAGGAUAAAAAGGGCAAAAUUGUAGAAAUUUGAAACUUCUGUAAUGGUGCCGUAUUAUUUAUAAUAUAAUAUUUAUCUUUAUUAUAAUCUCACUGGAGCACAGUACAUACCAGUUUUUAUGUACAGAGUCUCGCGAGUGCAAUGCAAGGGUGACUGUAUGUACAGGAAUGCUGUGUCAGGGUUUGACUGUAAUUCCAACUUGAUAAAUUUGUGUUAUACUGAUGUAUGAAAAAAUGAGCUGUGACAUUGUUCCUGAACUUCAGUUUAUUAGUAAAUCACGUGAACAAUUCUUUGUGGUUAACGGGUGUAAUGCAAAUUUGUCAUUUGAUUGAUGUGAGAGUUACUGGCAUAGUAUUCAAUAGGCUGUCCUUCCUCCCAGAGGUUUACACAUGUUGAUAUAAUUACCAAAGAUUUAUUCUAAAGAAGACAUUUAACACUGACUCUACCAGUCUGUUUAACCAUUUCCUUAUCCUAAAUAAGGGAUUCCAGAGUUUCAGUGUCUCUCAUAGGCACUUCAUCUCAUGUUGCUUAAUAAUGCCUGUCAAUAGUGUAAAUGUUUCAGCUCAGCCUACAAGAAAACCAGUCGUCAAUAAAGAAAAUGUUACUAUCCAAAAUUA